This is a messenger RNA of Spizellomyces punctatus DAOM BR117, 1580 nucleotides long. RefSeq lists its product as uncharacterized. Gene Ontology annotation, biological process: mRNA splicing, via spliceosome. Bases 18 to 1304 code for a protein of 428 amino acids. Lineage: Eukaryota; Fungi; Chytridiomycota; Chytridiomycetes; Spizellomycetales; Spizellomycetaceae. The transcript has 3 exons. The record is from RefSeq and is a predicted model, not a curated record. Gene Ontology annotation, cellular component: U4/U6 x U5 tri-snRNP complex; precatalytic spliceosome.
GUGCCAUUCACGACAAAAUGGCGAACCGAACGGCAACAGAAGCCCAAAACAUCCAUGGCACAAAUCCGCAGUUUCUUAUUGAAAAAAUCAUUCGGACCCGAAUUUACGAUUCACUCUACUGGAAAGAAUCAUGUUUCGCGCUCACGGCCGAAACACUCAUUGACAAGGCAGUGAACUUGACCUCUAUAGGGGGACAAUACGGAAACCAGAAACCCACAGAGUUCCUGUGCUUGGCGCUCAAGAUGCUCCAGCUGCAGCCUGAAAAGGAAAUUGUGAGAUUGUACAUACAGAAUGAGGACUACAAAUAUUUGCGAGCUUUAGGGGCGUUUUAUUUACGAUUGACGGGAACCGCUGUGGAAAUAUAUCAGUACCUGGAACCAUUACUUCUCGAUUAUCGGAAAUUGCGACGAAGGAACAUUUCGGGAGAAUUCGAAUUAACCCAUGUUGACGAGUUUGUGGACGACCUUUUGCGUUCAGAGCGCGUAUGUGAUACCAUCCUACCUCGUAUAACCAAGCGACAUAUUUUAGAAGAGAAUGGGGAUCUGGAACCUCGUCUAAGUCCCUUGGAGGAGGAUUUGGAGGACGAAGAGAUUGCUGAGGACUCUGAGGGAGAGAUUACAUCUGAGGGAGAAAAAAUGGACCAGUCGAGAAGGACGGAGGGCGAUCGCAAAUUGCGAACUAGCUCGCGGGAACGUCAUGAUCACAGAGAUUCAUAUAGAGAUUCUAAAGAUCGAGAUCGCAGAAGAGAUCGAAGGAGUCACAGUAGUAGUCGUAGCCAUAGUCGCAGUCGCAGUCGAAGACGGGACAGAUAUUCGUCCAAACGUUCAAGUCGCGAUCGAGAUCGAGAUCGGUCCCGGUCUAGGUCACGGACGCGAUCAAGAAGCCGCUCCACACACCGCCGCAAUCGUGAAACCUCGCGUGACAGAUACCGUCCCUCACGCCGCGAUCGUAGCAGGAGCCGGGAAAGGAGUCGCGACCGUCGAGAUAGAUACAGCGACUAUCACCGGGGGAGCAGGGAGGGUGAGCGAUACCGUCGUGAUGAUCGCAGUCGCGGUAGUCCGGAGGAACGCCGCUCACGGGAACGAGAAGACAAUGAAGAAAGUCGGGCGGUACCCGAAGGCAUCAAAAAGAAGCCAUCGGUGUCUUCAAAGAAGGUUAAUGCAUUGUUCAAGAAAACAGCGGUUCAGGCUGGUGAACCUAAAAAAGCCGGAAAGGAAGGAGGUGGAGGCGCAUCAGAGUCCCUGAGUGUGGAGGAGACAAAUAAGAUGAGAGCGGCUCUGGGUCUGAAACCGCUCAAGAUGUAGUCUCGUAAUGCUGUGGACAUGUGCAAAGAUAUCGAAUCAGAUGUUUGGCAACCCCACUCCCGUCCUGCUGUUAUCAUAAAACGCACCCCCGUCGGAUAUGUAUAGAAUCUGACAUGCUGUAUUUUUGUCGCAACAAUCAUAGCGAUCUAUGCACGCAAAGCAUGGCUCUGCUCCAGAUGCACAUCCACCUACCCAUUUUUCUACAUCACCACUAUACUACACGUUAAGAAGUAAACAAAUAUGACAGAAAUAAAAGAUACUAGGAAUAUUCUACGC